AUGAGAAGUAAAACGGCGGCACCGUCUGUUAUAGUGACGCCCGACAGGCUUCACAUGACGGCAAAGAGGAAAGAGGAGUGCUUGGUUCAAAUAACAAAUAUCUCCUUCGAGAAAGUUCUGUUCCGCAUGCUCACCACAACUCCAGAGCGUUACCUCGUCAAGCCAACGAAGGGCGUCAUUGAGCCCAGUGCCUCGGCCUCAGUCCUCAUCACACUCAGUCCCACCACAGCAAGGGGCGAGGACGUGUCAGAUGUAAACGCUACUGACGAUUUCCGCCUCGAGUAUUGUUUGCAAGAACCGGAAGACUGCAUUGAGCCGCGGUGCACAAACGUCCCGGCCCUCAUCAAAGAGAAGAAGCAGCAGGACCGCCGCCUGGUGCACUCCAAGACAGUGCGCUGCACAGUUGAUUUGACUGCUGUCAAUGGUAAAUGGGGUGAGGUUAGACUGAGGGACGAUGGGAAUGGCACUGGCCGCGGGAGCAAGGGGAAGAACGUUAUUUCUGCGGUGCUGAACAGUAGGAAGCGUGAAGAAGUCCCGGGUCAAGUGAAGGCGUCACUGGCUGGCCAGAAGCAGGCGGGCGGUGGUAAUAGUCUCAUGUGGAUUAUUGGAGGAGCCGCAACGUUGUUUUGCUGGUGGUGGUUUGCCUACUAG
Molecule: messenger RNA, 651 nt
Organism: Trypanosoma brucei brucei TREU927
Lineage: Eukaryota; Euglenozoa; Kinetoplastea; Trypanosomatida; Trypanosomatidae
Exons: 1
Coding region: 1-651 (216 amino acids)
Biological process (GO): endoplasmic reticulum membrane organization
Cellular component (GO): endoplasmic reticulum membrane; plasma membrane
Source: RefSeq, a predicted model, not a curated record